Molecule: messenger RNA, 900 nt
Organism: Pygocentrus nattereri (red-bellied piranha)
Lineage: Eukaryota; Metazoa; Chordata; Actinopteri; Characiformes; Serrasalmidae
Product: C-type lectin domain family 4 member K-like
Exons: 5
Coding region: 1-900 (299 amino acids)
Source: RefSeq, a predicted model, not a curated record
AUGAUAGCAGAUCACACAUCAACUGAUUCAAAUGACUGCGAGAAUACAUAUGAGGACAUCUACGCCAAUGAAGAUGUCCCUGAGACUUGCAAGACCAAUAGCCCUGAGGGAACCUCAGAAGUCACCACCGUGGGUGUGGGUGGCAGACUGGCUGCAGUGUUUCUGGGGCUGCUGUGUGUUCUCCUUUUGGCUGGUAUUACAGUGCUGUGGAUUCAUUUCACUGCAGAGAAAGACUGGCUUCAGAUCAGUUACACCAACCUGACUAUAGAGAGAGACCAGCUACAGACCUGUUACACCAAUCUCACCAUAGAGAGAGACCAGUUACAGACUAGCUACACCACACUCAUUAAAGAAAGAGACCAGCUGCAGACCAGUUACAUCGAACUGACCACAGAGAGAGACCAGCUGCAGACCAGUUGUACCAAAUUGACCAUAGAGAAAGACCAGUUACAAAAGGACAGAGAUGGACUCAGGAAAAAGCUUUCUGAACUGGAGAAGGUCAGCAAACAGGGAUGGAUCUGUUUCAGCUGUAAUCUCUAUUGGAUCUCUACUGAGAAGAAGAACUGGGCUAAGAGCAGAGAGGACUGCAGAGACAGAGGAGCAGACCUGCUGAUCAUCAACAACAAAAAGGAACAAGAGUUCAUCACCAGAAAGUUCAGUGGGACUGAGGCUUGGAUUGGUCUGACAGAUAGUGAGACAGAGGGGGUCUGGAAAUGGGUAAAUGACUCAGCAAUGACCACCGGGUACUGGUGGAAAGGGGAACCCAAUGAUCAUGGAGGACGUGAGGACUGUGCUAUAACUAACUACAAGUCUGCUUUAUCCAAUGUGUCAACCUGGGCUGAUUAUCCCUGUUCACAUCCUGUAGUUGGGAUCUGUAAGAAAAACAUCAACUUGGAGUGA